AUGGCACUGACCCUCAAUCGCUUCAGCACCUCAAUGGAGUGCCCCAGGAUUGAUGGGCCCCAGAACACCGCUGCCAUGUCGGAGGAGCAAAUGAGGGGUCCAUCCAGCAACGAGUGUCCUAAAGUGGAUAGUUUGGUCCGAGCAGAUCCGGAUCGCUUUGAGCUGUCUUCAGCAGCCAUUGCCUACAAGCGUGCUGCUGCGGAAGAGUACCAUUGUCUCCACUAUGCGUGUACGCGUUCUUUGUCCUCGCUCUUCUUCCCUGCUGUUACUAUUACUUAUUCUUGUCUCGUUUUGGGAGCAGCAUCAUCCACUAGUGUUGCUGCGAUCGAUGCUGCUACCGAUGCUGCUAUCGGUACUGCUAUCGGCGCUGGGUGUGUUUCUGCAUACGCUUCCGCAGGAGUAUCUGGACGAGUGCAAAAAAGACUAGAAUAA
Messenger RNA from Gamsiella multidivaricata, 432 nucleotides. RefSeq lists its product as uncharacterized. The transcript has 2 exons. NCBI's taxonomy places the organism in Eukaryota, Fungi, Mortierellomycota, Mortierellomycetes, Mortierellales, Mortierellaceae. The record is from RefSeq and is a predicted model, not a curated record. The coding region runs from base 1 to 432 and encodes 143 amino acids.